CGAUUUUCAAUUUGGUUUUCUGUCUCUCUCUCUCUCGCUCUCUUUCUCUCUCUGCAAACAGUGCUGCUUCCUUUUGAAGCUUUUUACAAUUUUAUUUAUCUUACUGCAACAUGUACUUUUGCUUUCUUUGAUGUUUCUGUUGCUUGCAAGAACAAAGAAACUGUUAAUGUUUUCUUCUAAUUUUCUUCUUGAAGAAGAUUAACAAGUAGAGGAAAAGGAGCAGUUUGGUGAGAGAAUAGAGGGGGGGAAGGAAAGAUCUUUGAUUGCUUGAAUCUGUUAAUGGAACAGCUUAUCAACUUCAUUAUAAGGCCGCCCAGAGCUGAAUACAAUCCAAAAAAUGAUUUGUUAGAUCAAGAAUUUAUGCUGAAAGGCAAGUGGUACCAGAGGAAAGAUUUGGAGGUUGUAAAUAGUCGAGGAGAUGUUCUUCAAUGUAGCCAUUACAUGCCUAUCGUCCGCCCUGAAGGAAAUCCACUCCCCUGUGUAAUCUAUUGUCAUGGAAAUAGUGGUUGCCGAACAGAUGCUAGUGAAGCUGCUAUCAUAUUGUUGCCAUCAAAUAUAACUGUUUUCACUCUUGAUUUCUCUGGUUCUGGACUAUCUGGAGGAGAGCAUGUCACUCUGGGCUGGAAUGAAAAGGAUGACUUAAAAGCUGUGGUUGAUUAUCUACGCGCAGAUGGGAAUGUUUCUUUGAUUGGUCUUUGGGGCCGCUCUAUGGGAGCUGUUACUAGCUUGAUGUAUGGAGCUGAGGAUCCUUCCAUCGCAGGAAUGGUUCUGGACAGCCCCUUCUCUGAUUUGGUUGACUUGAUGAUGGAACUGGUUGACACUUACAAAGUUAGGCUUCCCAAGUUCACAGUUAAGUUUGCAAUCCAGUAUAUGCGGAGAGCCAUUCAGAAAAAAGCAAAAUUUGACAUAAUGGAUCUCAAUACAAUCAAGGUUGCAAAGUCUUGCUUUGUUCCAGUUCUAUUUGGUCAUGCCAUUGAUGACGAUUUCAUACAACCCCAUCACUCUGAUCGUAUAUUUGAUGCUUAUGUGGGGGACAAGAAUAUAAUCAAAUUUGAGGGUGAUCACAACUCUCCCCGCCCUCAGUUUUAUUUUGAUUCCAUAAGCAUCUUUUUCAACAAUGUGUUACAACCUCCAGAAGAUGAAGUAGGGAGUACAUAUUUUGACUUGAGUCAUGACUAUUUCCCCAAGGGAAACUGGAGUACUUUCCAUGAUCUAGAGUAUCCUGAUGAAUUAUUGGGUUCACCUGCUGGUCCAGCAACGAGUAGCACUGAGGAUGCCAUUAAGCAACUUCGCUCCAGAAGACCUAUGAGUAUGAUAGUGAAAAGAUAAACAACCUGAUGACCAGGUGGAAAGUAGAGGUUCUGAUUCUCAGGCAUCGUCUUCUAAUAUGAUCAGCUUUGAACUCUCUGGUGCCAGUCCCCAUGGUUCAAAUGUGCCUGCAUCAAUAGAUGAUGAUGAAUAUGUUGAGUACCCACUUGAUAGUUUGGCAGAUUUCCCCAGCAAUGCGGAAGAAGAAGAAAGGAUGCUGAUGGAAGCUGUGCUUGAGUCACUAAAGGACCUUGAGGUGAGACAACCUCGAGUCGAGCAACCUUCAUCGGAUGGUGGGAAUGACGUUGAAUCAAAACCAGAAGCAGCAAACGGACAGGAGGAUUCUUUUUCUACUCAAAACAAGUCCUUAAAAACAGAGUUAGUCUCCACUUCAGCAGCCGAUGAGCAUAAACUGGUGUCUGAAAUGCUACCUUCUGAUCCGAACGAAGUACUCAAAUGUAGUCCCUCUGCAGAAGUGGAAACUCAGGAAACUAGUUUUCCUUGUGACCUGUCAACGUGUAACCACAUUGUAUCUGAUGCUGACAAUCACUCAAAGGAGCCGUCAACUGUAGUAAAGAAUCCAACAAGCAAUGAUGCUGUAAGUGAUGGGAUGUCUCAUAAUGGUACACCAUCAGGCGAUCAGAGUUCAUCUGAAGUCGACAUGGCUGAUCGUACCAAGGUCACUGUAAAAGUUGUCAAAACCCCGACAAACAAUAUCAUGGAUGGCCUGUUACGUCGUUGGGAUCUCAAUUUCUUCCGUAACAGAUGAUUAUUCAAUUACAUGAUGAAAGAAUGCAUAUGUUGGGAGUGUAUAAUUUAUGGGCAGUUGACAUUGGUAGAUAGUGUUUGUGAAAUAGUUGGCAAUGGAGGAAUAUGAAGAUACAAGAACAGAAAAAUUGCAAAGAUGGUUUCUCUUACAGAUGGGAUAUAUAAGGAUUCUUGGAGGAUGUCAUUUGUUGUAACCACUGAUCAAAUAUUCUUUCCCAGGUUGUGUACAGGUGAUGCGGAUAAUGUUUUAAAUCAUAUUUGACCCUUUUUACUGA
Messenger RNA from Sesamum indicum (sesame), 2351 nucleotides. The record is from RefSeq and is a predicted model, not a curated record. NCBI's taxonomy places the organism in Eukaryota, Viridiplantae, Streptophyta, Magnoliopsida, Lamiales, Pedaliaceae.